Messenger RNA from Xiphophorus couchianus (Monterrey platyfish), 5672 nucleotides. It is a transcript of the gene thbs3a, whose product is annotated as thrombospondin 3a. Gene Ontology annotation, cellular component: extracellular region. The coding region runs from base 335 to 3967 and encodes 1210 amino acids. The record is from RefSeq and is a predicted model, not a curated record. Lineage: Eukaryota; Metazoa; Chordata; Actinopteri; Cyprinodontiformes; Poeciliidae. Gene Ontology annotation, molecular function: calcium ion binding; heparin binding. The transcript has 26 exons. Gene Ontology annotation, biological process: cell adhesion.
AUGAACGUCCCUCUCUCCGGUCGCGCGCCUGCGGCGUGAGCGCGCGCGCCAGCUGCAGUUUCCAGCUGUGAGCUCGUGAGGCUGGACAGUCAGUUUCUCCUCCGGUGGUUCGGGUCGGCUCGGUUCGGACUGGUGCGUGACUUGUUGCUCUUAUUCUCUCGGUUUGGACCCGGAACCGCCGCUCCUUCCUCCAGACCGAAACUUCACCCGAACCCCCCCACUGCUGCCUCAGGGUUCGGGUCCAUCCUCAGUUCCGAACCCACGGCUCGGUUUAUUGUUUUCCAUCAUCAUUCUGCUCUGCUGCUGGAACUUUUCAAACGGAACCGGUCCAGUAAUGGGUUGGGGUUUCCCGGUUCUGCUGGCGGUUCUGCUCGCUCAGCUGUCGGCCGGGUUCCGGGACGCUCCGGACGUUCAAGUCAUCGACGUCCUGAGCCUCCAGGACUCCAAGCAGAACGUGGCGGCGGUGGAGAAGCUGUCGGGCGGUCUGAGCGCGCUCAGUGACGUCUACGUGGUGUCGACGAUCCGACUGCCCGUCAAGAUGGGCGGGAUUUUGUUUGGGCUCUACAGCAAGCAGGACAACAGGAAGUACCUGGAGGUCGCCAUCAUGGGGAAGAUCCACAAAGUUCUGGUCCGGUACGUCAAAGCCGACGGGAAGGUCCACACCGUGAACCUGCAGAACUCCGUCCUGGCCGACGGACGGACUCACUCCAUCAUCCUGAGACUGGGCGGCCUCCAGCGCAGCAACAUGCAGGUGGAGCUGUACGCCGACUGCCGAUUGGUCGAUUCCAGUCAGGGCGUUCCCCCAUUGGUUCCUCUGCCCAGAGAGGCGGACAUGGUGGAGAUCCGACAUGGACAGAAAUCGUACGCCCGACUUCAGGGCGCAGUGGAGUCCCUCCGCCUGGCUCUAGGGGGCAGUGUGGCUAAAGCCGGAGCGCUGACCGACUGUCCGUUCCAAGGAGACUCGUCGGCCUUCAACUCAGUGAACGGAGAGGUCCAGUCCAUCCUGGGUGAACACACCAAGGCUCUGAUUGGUCAGCUCAUCAUUUUCAACCAGAUCCUGGGAGAACUGCGGCAGGACAUCAGGGAGCAGGUGAAGGAGAUGUCUCUGAUCAGGAACACCAUCCUGGAGUGCCAGGUUUGUGGUUUCCAUGAACCGCGGUCUCGCUGCUCCCCCAACCCCUGCUACAGAGGAGUGUCCUGCAUGGACAGCCUGCAGUACCCCGGGUACACCUGUGGACAGUGUCCACCUGGAACCACCGGCAACGGGACGCACUGCAGGGACGUUGAUGAGUGUGAGCUGCAGCCAUGUUAUUCUCCUGAAGCCUGCGUCAACACGGAGGGAGGCUUCAGCUGCCAGCCGUGUCCUCCAGGCCUGUGGGGGGCGCCGCUGGCCGGAACAGGACUGGACUACGCUAAGACACACAAACAGGAAUGCGUGGACAUCGAUGAGUGUGUGGAUCUCCCUGACACCUGUGCAUCAAACUCGGUCUGCAUCAACACUGUGGGUUCCUACAAAUGCGGAGGCUGUAAACCCGGUUUCUAUGGCAACCAAACAUCUGGCUGCUCCCCCAGGAAGUCAUGUGCUGCGUUGACCUUUAACCCUUGUGACACCAACGCCCACUGUGCCAUGGAGAGGAACGGAGAAGUUUCCUGCAGGUGUAACGUUGGCUGGGCCGGAAACGGACACACCUGUGGAAUGGACACGGACAUCGACGGCUACCCCGACCGCUCCCUGCCCUGCAUGGACAACGACAAACACUGCAAACAGGUCAGGUCGCACCUGGAAACAGGUCAGGUCGCACCUGGAAACAGGUCAGGUCGCACCUGGAAACAGGUCAGAUCUCACCUGGUUACAUGGUACCUGCAAACAGGUCAUGUCGCACCUGGAAACAGGUCAGGUCGCACCUGGAAACAGGUCAGGUCGCACCUGGAAACAGGUCAGAUCGCACCUGGAAACAGGUCAUGUCACACCUGGAAACAGGUCAUGUCACACCUGGAAACAGGUCAGAUCGCAUCUGGAAACAGGUCAGAUCGCACCUGGAAACAGGUCAGGUCGCAUCUGGAAACAGGUCAGGUCGCACCUGGAAACAGGUCAGAUCGCAUCUGGAAACAGGUCAGAUCGCACCUGGAAACAGGUCAGAUCGCAUCUGGAAACAGGUCAGGUCGCACCUGGAAACAGGUCAGAUCGCAUCUGGAAACAGGUCAGGUCGCACCUGGAAACAGGUUUGGUCGCACCUGGAAACAAGUCAGGUUGCACCUGGAAACAGGUCAGGUUGCACCUGGAAACAGGCUUGGUCGCACCUGGAAACAGGUCAGGUCGCACCUGAAACAGGUCAGGUCGCACCUGGAAACAGGUCAGGUCGCACCUGGAAACAGGCUUGGUCGCACCUGGAAACAGGUCAGGUCGCACCUGGAAACAGGUCAGGUCGCAUCUGGAAACAGGUCAGGUCGCACCUGGAAACAAGUCAGGUUGCACCUGGAAACAGGUCAGAUCGCACCUGGAAACAGGUCAGAUCGCACCUGGUCAGAUAGUACCUGCAAACAGGACAACUGCGUGUUUACGCCGAACUCGGGCCAGGAGGACGCGGACAACGACGGAAUCGGAGACCAGUGCGACGAGGAUGCAGACGGAGACGGCAUCAAGAACGUGGAGGACAACUGUCGUUUGGUCCUCAACAAAGACCAGCAGAACUCGGACAGCGACUCGUUCGGAGACUCGUGUGAUAACUGUCCCACCGUCCCCAACAGCGACCAGAAGGACACGGACAACAACGGACAGGGAGAUGCCUGCGACCAGGACAUCGAUGGAGAUGGUAUUCCCAACGUUCUGGAUAACUGCCCUAAGGUUCCCAACCCGAUGCAGACGGACAGAGACAGAGACGGAGUUGGAGACGCCUGCGACAGUUGCCCUGAACUCAGCAACCCCAUGCAGACGGAUGUGGACAAUGACCUGGUGGGAGACGUCUGUGACACCAACCUGGACUCGGACGGAGACGGUCACCAGGACUCCAGAGACAACUGUCCCGACAUCCCCAACAGCUCCCAGCUGGACUCCGACAAUGACGGCCUCGGAGACGACUGCGACCACGACGACGACAACGACGGCGUCAUUGACGAUUACGACAACUGCAGACUGAUCGUCAACCCGAAUCAGAAAGACUCCGACGCUAAUGGAGUCGGAGACGUCUGCGAGAACGACUUCGACAACGACGCCGUGAUGGAUCUGAUCGAUGUGUGUCCAGAGAGCGCCGAGGUCACGCUGACCGACUUCCGAGCCUAUCAGACGGUGAUCCUGGACCCUGAAGGCGAGGCCCAGAUCGACCCCAACUGGGUGGUUCUGAAUCAGGGCAUGGAGAUCGUUCAGACGAUGAACAGCGAUCCGGGUUUAGCUGUGGGCUACACGGCGUUUAACGGCGUGGACUUCGAGGGAACGUUCCACGUCAACACGGUGACGGACGACGACUACGCCGGCUUCAUCUUCGGGUACCAGGACUCGUCCAGCUUCUACGUGGUGAUGUGGAAGCAGACGGAGCAGGCGUACUGGCAGUCCGUCCCCUUCCGGGCCACGGCCCAGCCCGCCCUGCAGCUCAAGGCGGUGAAGUCUCAGACCGGGCCGGGGGAGUACCUGAGGAACGCACUGUGGCACACCGGAGACACGCACGGCGAGGUGAAGCUGCUCUGGAAGGACCCGCGAAACGCCGGCUGGAGGGACAAAACGUCGUACCGCUGGCAGCUGAGCCACCGGCCGCAGGUCGGAUACAUCAGAGUGCGGUUCUUUGAAGGGACGGACAUGGUGGCGGACUCCGGCGUCGUCAUCGACACGACGAUGAGAGGAGGCCGACUCGGCGUUUUCUGCUUCUCGCAGGAAAACAUCAUCUGGUCCAACCUGCGCUACAGAUGCAACGACACGGUGCCUGAAGACUUCGCAGCGCAUCGUCAGCAGUUCCUCAUGCACAUUCAUGUCUGAGCGCGGCAGACGGACUGCGGACACACGGCGGCUCUGUGGGAGCCGAGCGCCUGACUGGGAGCUGGAGAAACAGAAACCAGCCAUCAUCUCCAGUGUUUCCACCUUUUCACUCCAUAGUUUUAACUCGGCUCUACUGCAAAGCUUCAGCGUUUUCGCCCUUUGAUUUGGCUGUUUCCGUGAAAUAACCCGAUCUGCUACCAUCAGGAGAAGAGAUGUUCCACCAUGUUUGUUCUGUCCUGAUGACAGAAAAAGACUCGAAAAGCUCUUUGAGGUCCAGUUUGUUUCUGCUUCUGCCACUGAAAACCCAACAAUUAUUUGUGUUAACCUUCUCCAAAUAAAACGUGACAGUGUGGACGAUGCGUCGCCAGCUUUUGAGCUCAUGAAUCGAAGCGUUUUCCUUCUGCGUGGAGCACCAGACUCCUUUCUGCGACCGGCUUUAACGCGGAGGUAAAUAAGUCAAAACGUCGUCAGAGGUUUUGACUCACCUGUACGUGUUGCACACCUAACAAUAACUAUCCCUGGAAGUCGUGCUGAGAGUUUCCUGAACGCCCUGUAGGUGUCACUAAUGAGUCGUUAGCUGUAAAAACGUGACCGCGGGGUUUUCAGCUCAUCACUGAGAAGAUUUAAUAUAAAGGGCAUUAUAAUUAAAAUUUCUUGUUAUGACAAGAAAUAAAACUUGUCUCUUAAAACAAAAAAAAACUAAGAAACUUUCUCAUUUUAUCAAAAUAAAACUUGUGAAAGCAAAGAAAGUUUCUUGUUUUAAAAAUGACAUAUUUUUUAUUCCAGGCACAUAGCGCCAUCUUAUAGCAGAAUCAAGUAACUGAAAUUGGGUCUCUGUCUCUUUAAGACGCUCCUGCUCUUUCUGAAGCUCUGUGUCCAGGAAGUCAUCACAACAUGGCUCCUCUAUUAACCUUCUAAAGUUUUUACCAGAGUAAUAACGAGCUCAGCAGUUCCACCAGUUGUUUGCUAAUUGCUGCUGGCUAGUCUGAAGGAGCUGAGUGGGGGAGGAGCUGCGUCUCGAAGGCGGGACUAUGUCCCACUAAGCAUUUAGGCACCCCGAAUGGUUGCCAGGGAGAUUAGAGGAUACAUGAAAGAAUGAAGGCAACACUGCAGGUUUGUUUAUGAUGGUGGAAAAAUCAAAAAAGACGAUUUCACAUAAUGCUGCCCCUUUAAGAAGUUUUAUCGUCAAAACAAGAAACUGAGAUACUUUAAUAAGAAAAACUAUACUCAUUUUAAGAUGAGAAACUUUGUUUUAAUGCGUCUAUAUCUCGUUAGAGUUUUUCUUCAUACUGAGAUACUCUUAAAUUUAUUUCCUCUCUGGCAGUUCAUCUUCCCUUCUGAUGCGUCUGAUUUCUUAGCUUCAUGUUUCUGUGUUCGCAGAAUUCAAAUGUUGAUUCUUGACAAUAAAACUGGAAGUGAUUAUUUCCCGCAUCGCUUACACUGUAAAACAUGCGUAGUCACUCCAAACAACAUGGAGCGGGUCAAACGGUUCCUGCAGUGGAAACGACAAAUCUGGAGGCAGACUGAACUUCAGCCGGAGGAGGAGGAAACAUGGUGGAAACAUGUUUGAAUUUGUCACAUCUAGUCAUCAAUACCAGCUUCACACACUGGAACCACAGAAGAAGAACAGCAAGAUGAAGCUAAUCAGCUGGAAUCAAAGUGUCCUCCAUGUUUUAUGGUUUUAAUAAACAACCAACCCAACAAC